AUGUCUACUACUACAGCGUCGACUGCGACUUCACAAGCAGUGAGCGGUGCGCCGAGUACCGUAGCCUGUGGAACAGGCUCGGGUGCUACUCAUGCACCCAAAAGAGACGGCGGGAAUACGAGCCUCGGCACGUUUGGGGUCAAGUCAGGCCUCGCCCAGAUGUUGAAAGGUGGCGUGAUUAUGGACGUCGUUAACCCAGAACAGGCGCGCAUAGCGGAGGAAGCAGGCGCAUGCGCCGUGAUGGCUCUCGAGCGCGUGCCUGCAGACAUCAGAGUUGAGGGAGGCGUUGCAAGAAUGAGUGACCCUGCGGUGAUCAAAUCUAUCGUCGACGCCGUCACUAUUCCCGUCAUGGCCAAAGUCAGGAUCGGACACUUCGUCGAAGCACAAAUCCUCCAAGUCAUUGGUGUGGACUACAUUGACGAAUCCGAAGUGCUUACCCCUGCCGACGAAGAACACCACAUCAACAAGCACAACUUCAAAGUCCCGUUCGUUUGUGGUGCCCGCAACCUUGGCGAGGCCCUCAGACGCAUCUCGGAAGGCGCCGCGUUCAUCCGCACGAAGGGCGAAGCUGGCACGGGAAACGUUGUCGAGGCGGUCCGACACCAGCGUGCGGUCAUGGCAGAGGUCAGGAAGGCGAGUGUCAUGAGCGAGGAAGAGCUCUACGCGUACGCAAAAGAGAUCCAGGCUCCGUUCCACUUACUUAAAGAAACCGCGCGGUUGAAGAGGCUCCCCGUCGUCAAUUUUGCUGCAGGGGGCAUUGCUUCUCCAGCGGACGCUGCCUUGAUGAUGCAGCUUGGCUGCGACGGAGUCUUCGUAGGCUCGGGAAUCUUCCAUUCCGGCAACCCAGCCAAACGAGCCCGUGCCAUCGUUCAAGCAGUUACUCACUACAACAAUCCCAAGGUUCUUGCAGAGAUAUCAGAAGACCUUGGUGCACCCAUGGUUGGUCUCACCAUUGACACGAACAUGAAGGGUGGUCGUCUUGCAGAGCGAGGAUGGUAA
Messenger RNA from Pisolithus orientalis, 999 nucleotides. RefSeq names its product SOR/SNZ family-domain-containing protein. Gene Ontology annotation, molecular function: amine-lyase activity. The transcript is spliced from 12 exons. The record is from RefSeq and is a predicted model, not a curated record. Gene Ontology annotation, biological process: amino acid metabolic process; pyridoxal 5'-phosphate biosynthetic process; pyridoxine biosynthetic process. NCBI's taxonomy places the organism in Eukaryota, Fungi, Basidiomycota, Agaricomycetes, Boletales, Pisolithaceae. The coding region runs from base 1 to 999 and encodes 332 amino acids.